This is a messenger RNA of Penicillium taxi, 516 nucleotides long. RefSeq names its product oxidoreductase. The transcript has 3 exons. Lineage: Eukaryota; Fungi; Ascomycota; Eurotiomycetes; Eurotiales; Aspergillaceae. The record is from RefSeq and is a predicted model, not a curated record. Gene Ontology annotation, molecular function: oxidoreductase activity. The annotation marks the transcript as partial. Gene Ontology annotation, cellular component: cytosol.
AAAUACGACUCAAUAUCUCCUGCCCGACCAGAACUCUCUGCCAAGGGCAAGACGGUCCUAGUAACCGGAGGUGGCACAGGCAUUGGCGCAGAAACAGCUAUCUACUUUGCCCAAGCCGACGCAUCACGUAUCGCCCUUCUCGGCCGUAGGGAGCAGCCACUUCUCGACACCAAAGCCACCAUCGAGCAAAAGUAUCACGGCGUUGACGUCUUGGUCGCCUCUACGGACAUUUCUAAAAAGAGCCAACCUGGCAUUGUGGACACUGCGAUGAAUAGGGAUGCCGGUGGCAUCGCUGCUACAGGCAUCGAAGAUAAUAUUUCCCUGCCGGCUGGGUUUAAUAUUUGGCUUGCAAGUCCCGAGGCGCGCUUCUUGAACGGAAAGUUCUUGUGGACGAAUUGGGAUGUAGAUGAGCUCAAGGAGCAGGCUAAAGAGCUUGAGACAAGUAGCCGACUUUCCAUUGGGCUUAUUGGGUGGCCGUUUGACAAAUCGGAUUGGAAGUUUGAAAUUUCGUGGUAA